GAGUGGAAAGGGAGGCUUUGACGCGUUUACAGAAGACUCCAAAAGAGCACGUAGAAAAAAAUCAGAGGAGGCCGAUUUUUCUUUCACGAAGAAAAGAGACACACGACACUGAACAGGAAGCGCGGUGUUACUUCAUCUGCAUGUUCAUCGCUGCCGCACCACCAUCGCACGUUGCCUAGCCUCGCCGUUGAUACUGUGCCACCUCCAGCCAAUCCCAAGCGUUCCUGCAGCAACUCCGGCAGACUUCAAGCGACUCGGGCAACCUCCAGUAGCCUCCGUAGGCGAUCCCCAAGCAACCCGCGUUCAGCAGUCUCGGCAAGGCGUCUAGCGGUGGUCCCAACGGCUCAGUCACUGUCCAGCAGCUUUACAACAACAAGCAUUCGCCAUCGCCGAUCAAGUCAACACUCGUAUCAGCAUCCAGCUGCUCUGUCGCGCCAAACCAGUGAAUGUCAAGCAAUCCACAGCCCGGCAAGGGAGUUCCAACGGGUUCCCAUUGACAGUCCAGUCUUGUGGUCACCUUGUCGAUUUCCUGGAGGCAGCAGCUACAACACAUCUUUUUUCCGCAGUCAAGUUUCGGUUAGAUACGUUGAUUUCCAGGCUUCGCAGAGAACUUUAGUCGCGUCCAGCAGUCCUCACGGCCGAGUUCGCUAUAAGUCCGGUCUCAUCGUCUCCGCCCCCUAUUUGCUGCUCCAGUUUUCCGGCGGUUUACAAAACUCUCUGGUGGCCUCCGAGCAUUGACACCAACGGCAGCCAGCCACCGUGAUUGAUAUUGCCGCCGGUCCAGUUUUAGGAAACAAAAUUUUCGAACUAGCUUCCAAGAAGAUGACAGUCUUAGCCUUCACAAAGUUGCUUGUGCUCUUCACUCUCUACCAACUGGCUCUUCCAAUCUCCUGCAGAGCCAACCAAUUAGACAACCUCAAAAAGCUGAUUGAAUCCCGAAAAUCCCGCAACCCUCCUAAUUCCAAACCAUGGAACUUGGAGAAGGCUUCGUGUGUUUAUGUUGGACCUCAGGAAGGACUGAUGAAGGCGGACAAGAUCACUGCUUUGCCCGGACAACCGGACAGAGUGGAUUUUGAUCAGUACUCGGGGUACGUCACGGUCGACCCAAAGGCCGGAAGGGCGCUGUUCUAUUAUUUCGUGGAGUCUCCUCGGAAUUCUUCCACCAAGCCUCUGGUGCUGUGGCUCAAUGGAGGUCCCGGAUGCUCAUCCCUCGGCUAUGGAGCUAUGGAAGAACUAGGACCUUUCAGAGUCCACAGUGACGGGAAGACUCUUUACCGAAACGACUAUGCCUGGAGCAAUGUGGCAAAUGUGAUCUUCUUGGAGUCCCCCGCCGGAGUCGGGUUUUCAUAUUCAAACACGUCCUCCGACUAUGCAAAAACAGGGGACAAUAGCACUGCAGACGACUCCUAUACGUUCCUUGUGAAUUGGCUUGAGAGGUUCCCCCAGUACAAAACCCGAGAUUUCUACAUUACUGGGGAGAGCUAUGCGGGUCACUACGUGCCUCAACUUGCUUAUACGAUUGUCUCAAGGAAUAAGAAUCCGAAUCAAAUGCGCAUCAACCUUAAAGGCAUCGCAAUCGGAAAUGCAUGGGUAGACGACAAUACGUGCCUGAAGGGAAUGUAUGAGUAUUUCUGGACACAUGCCUUGAACUCAGAUGAAACACACGCGGGAAUAAUGAAGAAUUGUGAUUUUGUUGCCGGGAAAUUUUCAAUCGCCUGUGAGGAAUAUCAAAAUAGAGGUCAUCAAGAGCAUGGUGAUCUAGAUAUCUACAACAUUUAUGCCCCAUUCUGCAACCCAACGGGACCUAAAUCUAGGUCAUCCGAUUCUGUUCAUGACUUUGACCCUUGUUCUGAUGAUUAUGUCGACUCGUAUCUAAAUCGUCCGGAAGUUCAAUUGGCUCUUCAUGCAAAACCUACACAAUGGUCCUUUUGCGGUGACUUUCCUUGGACAGACAGCCCGGCAACCAUUCUACCAACAAUCCAACAACUCAUAGCAAGCGGAAUUCAUAUAUGGGUAUAUAGUGGCGACAUUGAUGGGCGAGUUCCAGUGACAUCAUCUAGAUACUCUGUGAAUGCCUUAAACCUUCCAGUUGAAACAGCUUGGCGUCCAUGGUAUACCAAUGGCGAGGUCGGAGGAUAUGUAGUUGGAUAUAAAGGGGUGACAUUAACUACAAUCCGAGGUGCUGGACACACAGUUCCAAGCUACGAACCAGAGCGAGCACUGACCUUCAUUUCGGCUUUCCUUCAGGGACAACUUCCUCCAGUCUCUUAGGAAACCAUCUUACACUCUAUCAAGGCCACAAUAUGUGAUUACUUGGUUGCACUUCAAUAUGAAUAGCAUGAAUAGUUCCAUACAUGACUCUAGAUAGCCUCUUGGAAGGCAUUUGUAUGAACUUUAUCAAUGUUAAGAUGGGCAAUUGAUGUAAUUUUAGAGGA
Molecule: messenger RNA, 2435 nt
Organism: Syzygium oleosum
Lineage: Eukaryota; Viridiplantae; Streptophyta; Magnoliopsida; Myrtales; Myrtaceae
Product: serine carboxypeptidase 1-like
Exons: 10
Coding region: 823-2271 (482 amino acids)
Biological process (GO): proteolysis
Cellular component (GO): vacuole
Molecular function (GO): serine-type carboxypeptidase activity
Source: RefSeq, a predicted model, not a curated record